This is a messenger RNA of Salvia splendens (bonfire salvia), 3075 nucleotides long. Its product is annotated as binding partner of ACD11 1. The record is from RefSeq and is a predicted model, not a curated record. The coding region runs from base 1893 to 2855 and encodes 320 amino acids. Gene Ontology annotation, molecular function: RNA binding. Lineage: Eukaryota; Viridiplantae; Streptophyta; Magnoliopsida; Lamiales; Lamiaceae. The transcript has 4 exons.
UUUUUUCUGAUCGGUUGCUUGCAUUUCGUGGUUAAGUGGUUAUUAUUGUUGGAUUGUAUGUAGAAUCGGUUGAUCUGUUCGUCUGGUUUAGCUGGAAUGUGUUAAGAACUUGUAAUAUGUAAAUCAGGUGCUGAUAUUAGUGAGGUGUUCAGCGGAAGUCAUUUUUAUGCGAUUGUGGUUGUAUUUUGGAUAAAUUUGAUGUAAUUGCGAUUGUAAUGUAGAUUAAUUUGAGUUCAUUUGAUGUGAUUGUGGUCGUCAUUUGGCUGAAUUCUACGAUGAUAUAUGGAUCUGCUGAUAAUAACUUCGAUCUGCUAGGGAACUGGGUGUAAUGUGUUUUAUGCCAUUUUCGGAUUCAUGCUUUGACGGAAAAUUCCUUGACCUUAUUGCUUGAGUUACACUGAAAUGACUCAAUUAGAUGUGUGCCCGCCCAAAUUAUAUUGUAGCAAGUGAAGCCCUCUUUUUCUGAUGUGAAGAUCUGGGAUAUGUUGCUCUUUCAGGGUUGAUGAAAAUGAAUGUACAGUUAUAUUUUUGUCAGGAUGGAUACUCUAGCAGAGAAAUUUAGAUUCCAAAUUACGAUUCAUUGCCUUCCUAAUUCAGACACUGCUGCCCAUUCUGGAGUUUUUGUAUUGCCUCCAUACCUUUCAGCAUUGGUUAAUAAUUCAUUUAGACAACUGUUGUACCAACUAUAAACCAGCCAGCAGUAAAUUGAUGAUAGUUAGGGAGAUUUGUUCUUAACUUGCAUUCCCAAAACAGGGAAGGUAGCAGCUGAAUGAAUUGUGUGUAAGGUUUCCUAGGGCCUAAAGACAAAAUGUAACUAGUUAGAAGCUAGUGGUCAUGAUAUGAAAAGAAUGUAGUCCAAAUUAAGUUACUUGAUAAGGCAGUGUUAUCAAAGGUUGUAUUAUUCAUUGGAUGGGCACAACAUAGAUGUUACCAUGUGAGUUAAUAAGGCAGAACCAUCAAGGCAUUAUUAAUGGGACGGGAAUUGGGAAAGAUGUUACCAAGCAGAUUAUCUUUCAAAACCUUGAAAAGGUUUUUAGACAGGUCAGAUUCAAAAUGUAACUUACACCUCAAGUAAUGCUGUAUUCUCUAGUAUUUCUGCACCCUCUCUUAAUUCUUCUGAAAGCAAGUUCUAACAAUUUCCUUGUAUCUUAUGCUGUGAUGAACCAUUGAGGAUCAUCAUCAAUUAUAAUUUUUGCUUUUAGUUGAUAGCCAAUGGUUGCGCAAAUGUAAAAUUUGUUUCUCAAUAGCAUUAUGACUUAGUUAUGACUCUAUUCUUCAUCCCAGGGCUUAACAAAUCAUGUAAACUAGUUGUAGUGAGAAAAAAAUACAUGUAUAGGAUACUUCAAAAACUUGAGCAGGAACAGAGCAUUGGGUGAUGGACAAAAAUGUAUAUGCAAAAAUACACAAACUUUUCAACUACAUUUCAAUGCUGUGGCAUUUUUCAUAUAAACUAGUGCUUCAUCAGAAUCCUCUGUACUUCUAUAGAGUGACCCAUGACAGAAUUUACCACUUAAGAUUUAAAAAGCUGGCAAUAGCUCAUUGAAAGGCUGUUUGGCUUUUUUCAGUUAGUUUCAUAAUGCAUAUACUCCUUUUCAUAUUUCUACUUGUUAGUUGUCAGUUGAAUAUGGCGAGUAUAUAAACACUACAGCUUCCUAUCAUAAAAGUAUUGGGAGUAAAGUACUCCACAAACUUUGAGUUGGUAAACAAUUUCUUAAAUGACCAUUCAUGUAUAGGAAUCUGCAAUCAACUGCUAAUAUUUCAAUGCAAAAGACCAAGUAGUCACUGUUAUAUAAGCCAUUGAUGACAAAUAUUCAUUCAACUACAUAUAUCUUGGUUGUAAUGAAUUAGUACUUGUGACCCAACAUAAAUAUGACCUAGACAAGGGAACUCCAAUGCCGAUGUCACAUGUUAUUUGGAUGGUCAGCUCUUGGGUACUACUAUUCAGCAAUCUGGAGAUCACAUGUUUCUCGAAAAACAAUUUACUAAUAUGGCUUACUUUUUUAAUGUCCCAGAUAAAAACCGUCAAGGUCGGCAAUCUGUCUCUCGGAGCAUCAGAGCGUGAUGUUCACGAGUUCUUUUCUUUUUCUGGCGAUAUUGAAUAUGUCGAGAUGCGAAGUGAUACUGUGCGAUCCCAAAUUGCAUUUGUCACCUUCAAGGAUGUGCAGGGAGCAGAGACUGCAAUCCUUCUCUCGGGUGCAACAAUUAUAGAUAUGACUGUGGAAAUUAAUCCAGAGCCUGAUUAUAAGCUUCCUCCUGCUGCUUGUGUACCACCUCUGCAGCAAUCAGACAAAAAAACUGGAGGGGGUUCUGAAUCCGCAUUGCAAAAGGCAGAGGACGUUGUGAGCAGCAUGCUUGCAAAGGGUUUCAUCUUAGGUAAAGAUGCUGUUAACCAAGCCAAGUCUUUUGAUGAGAAACACCAAUUGACCUCCACAGCAAGUGCCAAAGUUUCGUCAAUCGACAAAAAGAUUGGGCUGACUGAGAAGAUAACGAUUGGAACUUCCAUUGUGAAUGAUAAAGUGCGGGAAGUGGAUGAAAAACUGCACGUUUCCGAGAAAGCAAAAUCAGCAUUAGCUGCAGCUGAGCAAACAGUUAGUAAUGCUGGAUCUGCUAUUAUGAAGAACAGAUAUGUACUUACCGGCACUACAUGGGUAACCGGCGCUUUUAGCAAAGUGACCAAGGCUGCUGGGGAAGUUGGCCAAAAGACGAAGGAGAAAGUUGGGAUUGUUGAAGACGAGCAGAGAAGGAAAAUGGUGGAUGACUUCGCUCAGGUUCAUUUAUCAGAGUCUCCUAAAGCAUCUGAUUCAGCAGAGCUGCAUCCUUCCAAGCCUGCUCCUGUACAAGGUUUGAUUCUCUGAUUAGCCUUUUAAACACUUUCACGAUCCUUGUGUUGUGCCGUCUGGUCCUGAUUCUGAGAAUAGGUUGAAAUGGUGAUCUUAUUCUUGAAGGAUUUUGCUUCAUUUUAUAUGUCCAAAGAACUUUGAUCAGUGUCUUGUUUGUUGCCUCAUAUAUAUACACAUCAACUCAAAACUGAAAAUAUCAAUAGUUGAUGCAAUGGACUAGUUGUUGAUUCUUGAA